AUAAGGAAGCGCGCAGAGUGCGGCUGGCUUUGACGCUGCGCAACCGGAGCGCUUUCGCUUUCCCGGACCCCUCCGGUCUCGCGCCCGCAGCUCCACCUGCCACGAUCCUAUUUUGAAGUCUUCUGAGCCGACGUUCGUCACCAUAGAGGGAAUCUGUCUGAUGCAUGAAAACAGAGGUGGUGUUAAUACUACCAGAGAAUGAGUUAUCCGGGGUAUCCUCCUGCUGGUGGGUAUCCACCUGCUCCAGGCAGUAGUCCCUGGGGAGCUCCCGGCUAUCCUCCUUCAAACCCUCCCCCAAUUGGGCUUGAAAAUGUUGCCAGCUAUGCUGGCCAGUUUAAUCCAGAUUAUAUGAGCGGCAUGGCUUCCAACAUGUCAGGAACGUUUGGUGGUGCCAACGUGCCGCAGAGUAUGUACCCACCAGUCCCUGGUGGCUAUCCCCCGGCUGCUCCAGGGGGCUUCGGCCAAACGCCACAAGGACAGCACCCACCUCCAGGGGGCUUCGGGCAGCCCCCACAAGGGCAGCAGUCUGGGUACGGCAUGUACCCCCCGCCUCCAGGAGGAAACCCUCCCUCAGGAAUGCCGUCUUACCCAGCCUAUCCUGGGGGGCCCAUGCCACCCGCAGGGCAGCAACCCCAACCAAUGACAUAUCCUGGACAGCAGCCCAUGCCGGGCUUUCCUCCUGGCCCAGCUGUUAAUCCUUCGAUGCCAUCCUAUCCCGGACCUGCAAUGCCCAGCGUGACUCCUGGAAAGUCUGGAAACCGAGGCACCAUCUAUGAUGCGCCUUCAUUUGACUCCCUGAGGGAUGCAGAAGUGCUGAGGAAAGCCAUGAAAGGAUUCGGCACUGAUGAGCAGGCGAUCAUAGACUGUCUUGGAAAUCGUUCGAACAAGCAACGGCAGCAGAUCCUGCUCUCAUUCAAAACAGCGUAUGGAAAGGAUUUGAUCAAGGACCUGAAGUCUGAGCUCUCUGGAAACUUUGAGAAGACCAUCCUGGCAAUGAUGAAGACACCUGUCCAGUUCGACGUUCAUGAAAUAAAAGAUGCGAUCAAGGGCGCUGGCACCGACGAAGCCUGCCUGAUAGAAAUCUUGGCAUCUCGCAGUAACGACCACAUCCAAGAAAUCAGCAGGGCUUACAAAACAGAAUUUAAGAAAACUCUGGAGGAAGCCAUCCGAAGUGACACGUCUGGGCACUUCCAGAGACUUCUAAUCUCACUUGCUCAGGGAAACCGAGAUGAAAGCACCAGCGUGAACAUGUCAGUUGUCCAAGGGGAUGUGCAGGCGCUCUAUGCAGCAGGAGAGAGUCGGCUUGGGACGGAUGAAUCCAAGUUCAACGCCAUUCUCUGCACCAGAAGCAGAGCUCACCUGAGAGCAGUUUUCAGUGAAUACCAGCGAAUGUGUAACCGUGACAUUGAGAAGAGCAUCAGCAGAGAGAUGUCUGGAGACCUUGAAUCUGGAAUGCUGGCUGUAGUCAAGUGUAUGAAGAACACCCCCGCUUUCUUUGCCGAGAGACUGCACAAGGCCAUGAAGGGAGCUGGGACCAAAGACAGGACUCUUAUCCGAAUCAUGGUUUCACGCAGCGAGGUCGACCUGCUGGAUAUACGCCAAGAGUACAAGCGGAUGUACGGCAAAUCGCUCUACACAGACAUCACGGGUGACACUUCAGGGGACUACCGGAAAAUCCUGCUCAAACUGUGUGGUGGAAAUGACUAAGUGUCUCAGGCUUGGAUUUUUGUUUAAAAAUACCAACUAUCAUCACAGUGCCAUGUUGGAUAAACAAUUCUCACUAUAUUCCAUUCAUUAACUGUAUAAUAAAUACAGAAAUAAAUUCUGCUAUAAUAGAGGCUGCUGAACGGGAUCCUUGCAGUUUGGAGAUAGGACUUUGCUCCCAUGUUCCUCAGUCUGAGAGCUGUGCAGCAUGGCUUAUCUUCCUGUUGGAGGUGUGGGGAAGGGGCACCCUCUUUUUGUGUGCACAAAUAUCUCUAUAGCUUUGUUCUUGAAAACGGCAAGAUGUCUGAUGCUUGGCGAGUUUGCUAUUUACACGCUUCCUGUAGUCUGCAUCAAAAGUGCCUGUUCUGAAAAAGGGUUGUGUGGUUUUUUCAGGCUUUGUUCAUUCAUUACCAGCCACACUCCGUUCUCCCACAGGCAGAAUAAGGAGGGAAGAGGGAGCAGCUUCUUUGCUAUUAGAAGGUGGGAUUUUCCUCUCUGAGCACUGGAAGGAGAAUGGAAAUGGAGAACUGCAGAAUCAGGGAAAAACUGGCUGAGAUACUAAAUCUGUCAUUGGGAAGCAGCUUGGUGUCUGUGUGUGUGUGGUUGUUGCUGUUUUUUUUAAUCAGUGGGAGCUUUUAUCGCUGGGAGGGUUUUCAUCGAGAUAGUGGCAGAAAAGAGAAGGGUUCAAAUCCCCUGGCUGUACAUUGUGGUCCCAGUGCAAAGUCUCAUCCCAAGCUGCCCAUAUUAUAAAAUUUUAAAAACCUGACUGGCUUCCUGUAGCAUUACAUCUAAUUUGGCUCUAGUUCUGCAGUAAAAUAUCUGUUUGCACCUUCCUUUCUUGGUGGAGAGAAGUGGGUGAUUUUGCAGUAAAGAAGGGCUUGGUUUGUUUGCAUCCCUAGGUUACACACAAAGGCAUCCAAACUAUUGCACAGUCUCAUUCACUGAACUGAAAUGUACUCAGAGAGGAAUGGAAAUUCCACAUUUAAUGCACCUCUUUUGCAAAAAUAUGCACCAGAGUCUCCCUUUGAUUUUAAUGUCUUGUCAUUCUUGGCUUUUCCCAGUUGAAUCACUGACUUUAAAUGAACUCAGCUUUGACUAGAAAUCAUUGAAAGAGUCAGAAAACCUUGCAUACGAGAGCAUGUCAGCUUCUUUUCUUUUCAUGGUUUUUGAAUUGUGCCUUUAAAAUCGAAUAUAUGUAAUUUUUAAUGAAGCAGAUUUGUAUAAAUAAAGCAAUCUAUCUUCUAAA
Varanus komodoensis (Komodo dragon) is the source of this 2950-nucleotide messenger RNA. It is a transcript of the gene ANXA11, whose product is annotated as annexin A11. The record is from RefSeq and is a predicted model, not a curated record. The coding region runs from base 199 to 1707 and encodes 502 amino acids. Gene Ontology annotation, molecular function: calcium-dependent phospholipid binding; calcium ion binding. The transcript is spliced from 16 exons. NCBI's taxonomy places the organism in Eukaryota, Metazoa, Chordata, Lepidosauria, Squamata, Varanidae. Gene Ontology annotation, cellular component: cytoplasm. Gene Ontology annotation, biological process: cytokinetic process; phagocytosis.